GUCAUUGUGGGUCUACGUGCACUGGAUGCGUAGCGCACAAGGGUGCUUGGCUUAUCGCAACAGGGUGUCAGCCCAGGGCUCCGGCCAGUGCCCAGCCCCGCUGGGAGCCCCGGCCAGCACCACGGACGGCACCCAGGAAGCCCGAGUCCCCCUGGACGGGGCCUUCUGGAUUCCAAGGCCCCCCGCAGGUUCGCCCAAGGGCUGUUUUGCCUGCGUGUCCAAGCCCCCUGCGCUGCAGGGCCCAGCUGCCCCCGCCGCCGCCCCUGAGUCCUCGGCUUUGCCUCCCAUGGCGCCCACUCUGUUCCCCAUGGAAUCCAAGAGCAGCAAGACCGACAGCGUGCGGGCGGCGGGUGCCCCUCAGGCCUGCAAGCACUUAGCUGAGAAGAAGACCAUGACAAACCCCACGACUGUGAUCGAGGUCUAUCCCGACACCACGGAAGUGAACGACUACUAUCUGUGGUCCAUCUUCAACUUCGUCUACCUCAACUUCUGCUGCCUGGGUUUCAUCGCGCUGGCCUACUCCCUCAAAGUUCGAGACAAGAAGCUUCUGAACGACUUGAACGGAGCGGUGGAGGACGCGAAGACGGCACGCCUGUUCAACAUCACCAGCUCGGCGCUGGCGGCCUCCUGCAUCAUCCUCAUCUUCAUCUUCUUGCGGUACCCGCUCACCGACUACUGAGGCCCGGCAGGGCACCGUGGCCUGUGAAGACUUCGCACUGAGACCUAGAGGCAAGAUGCCGUGAGGGUGGGGCAGAGCCGGGCUCCUGCCCAGGACCCAAAGCUGUGAUCAGCAGUGAGGCUGUCAGAAGUUCAGUGCCCCUGGGAGCGGUGAGCUCCUCCCAGUCAUCCUGUCUGCCUCCUGCCUCCACCUGCUGUCGCUGGGGCCCAGGGCUUCCUCCUGCACUGCUGCCCAGCUUCCAGCGGCUGCCCCCACUACUUCCCUGCCCAGGCUUCUGGGCCCCUUAGAUGUGAUACCCAGCAAGAAGGGCUUAUAUGGGAGUUCCCAGGGUGGAGGCUGCCAGCAUCUGGGGCUCCCUCUGUCCCGACCCCCCCAUCUCCUACAAGCUGUGACCCUGCUCAGAGCUCUUGUAUCUGUGAACUUCCAAUAAAACACCUGCCCAGCUCG
Jaculus jaculus (lesser Egyptian jerboa) is the source of this 1126-nucleotide messenger RNA. It is a transcript of the gene Ifitm10, whose product is annotated as interferon induced transmembrane protein 10. The transcript is spliced from 3 exons. Lineage: Eukaryota; Metazoa; Chordata; Mammalia; Rodentia; Dipodidae. The coding region runs from base 26 to 679 and encodes 217 amino acids. Gene Ontology annotation, cellular component: plasma membrane. The record is from RefSeq and is a predicted model, not a curated record.